Salvelinus sp. IW2-2015 is the source of this 2725-nucleotide messenger RNA. The record is from RefSeq and is a predicted model, not a curated record. NCBI's taxonomy places the organism in Eukaryota, Metazoa, Chordata, Actinopteri, Salmoniformes, Salmonidae.
CAGUGACACUUGUUCACACUGACAACUGGCUGGCUGGCUGAGCACUGAAAAGUCUAGGAACAUGUCAGUGACCAAUGCGCAAGCGGAAGUUUAACUGUUGCCCACCUUCCAUUGAAACGGGACACGCUAAUUCGAAGCACUCUCGCCCUAGAUGGACUCGGACUGGGAGGCAAUACUGUAUGAAUGGGUGCACAAUUGAUAUCUCUUGCACGGAUCUUUCUGACGUAGACUAUCCACAAGAAACCGUGGAUAACAUGCUCUGUUCGAAUUUAGUCUCAUGGUCUAGUUUCCUAUAUGUUAGUCUACUGUAGAAACGUUUGGAGGAGUUCAUCGACAUGCAUUAGAAGAGGACAAACACAACUMGCUGGGCUGGUGGACUGGACAGAGGAAGAUUUCGCGAGGACACUCGCAGGGCGCGUAUGGAUUACAUGUAAAGCCAGUGUUGGUUUCGCUGCUAUUUGGGGGAAAGUCAUCCGAGAAGUGCAUUUUCAGGAGACCAUGGACAGCCUCGCUUCGGUGCCAGAGCGAUUCCGUUCAGCCUGGAUUGAUGUUUCCCGGGACUAGCAGAGCUCACAGCCGUGGAAUGGAGAGUGAAAUAAGCUCUAUGAAAAAAUAGGCUAUUUAUAAGAUUGGUUUCAAAUGUAUUUAUGUUCUGGGUAUCAUGGUUUAUUUCCAAAACAAUCGUAAAUAAACUACUUGGAAUCUUGUGAUACACUUCGAACAGUGGAUACUUUUAAAAGGAGCGCUUUGGUGACAAAUGUGUGGAUCUAUUGAGUUAGGCUAUGCACGGAAUUCAACUGUCAAAUGACAGUUUCAAAAACGUUUUGUUUUGUUUCCACUUUGUCGCCACUAUCUCUUUAAUUUCAUCCAUCCACCGUAUCACUCCAUUAACCAGGUUAGAGCCGUAGAGAAAGAGAAACAAACCCUCUGUCUCUUAUAGCGCGCCCACACGGGUACCGGGGUCGGGAUGUGGGGUGGCCGAGGUCUCCUAAUGUCUGUCACCGUGGUUGUAACUCUACUCCUGGUUAUUAUUGACGUUAAGGCGAGUGGAGAGUACUGUCACGGUUGGCAUGACACCCAGGGCACCUGGAGAGAGGGCUUCCAGUGCCCGGAGAAGUUUGAUGGUGAGGAUGCCAUCAUCUGCUGCGGGAAAUGCGAGCUCCGGUACUGCUGCUCCAGCACUGAAGCACGGCUGGACCAGGGGACUUGUGAAAACGACAAGCAAGCCCAGGAACCGGGCACCAACAGCAAGGAGAACAAGGAUACSGGCGCAGGCGGUAGCAAUCGGGAUCGCUCGCGCUUGACGGUCGAACGCCUCGGCCCCACUGCCGGCCGCGACUGCAGGCGGAGUCGUGAGUGCCAGAGCGCGGGGCAUGACCACGUCGCCAAGACGCGGCGGGGGCUGUACUACCGUCUGCGGCCGGCAGAGCGCCGCCGCUCGAGCGCCUCACGCUAUCAAACGCGCGAACACUACGAACUCCGGAACCGAGGAUGCCGACACAGCCGGCACUCGCCAGCGUGUCGCCCCAGAGACUCACCAGUACCCCAUCUACGUUCCCUUCCUGAUCGUGGGCCUCUGUAUUCGUGGCCUUCGUCCCUGGUGGGUUCCGUCGUCUGUUGUUGCUGCUGCCGCCUGUCUCCCGCCCCAAAGCAAAACUGUCGUCAGGGGGUGGGCGGGAGGCAGGUCGGGUCUCGUGGUGCGGAGCGGCCGUCUCCUGGAGACCAUUCCCAUGAUGCGCAGCGUGGGCACGUUCUCGCGGUUCAUCUUCGCCGCAAUCACCAGGCACCCAGCACGGUCGGUUCCAGUUCCUCUGCCCCUCCUGCCCAGGUGCCUCGCCCGGCCCCCCAGCCCAUGAUGCGCACCCAGGCCUCCUGCUGUCUGCCUACAGACGCCAGUGUCUUCGUCAACAUGCCCACCAACUUCUCCGUGCUCAACUGCCAGCAGGCCACCCAGAUCAUGCCCCACCAGGGACAGUUCAUCCACCCCCAGUACAUCGGCUACGCCACCCACCACAUGUCCCCGCCCCAGGGGGUCUACCUGGACCCCACCCAGGGGGGCUACAGACAGCUGCAGUCCCCCUACCCCCCACCCACCAGUGUGGCCAGUGUCACCAGUGAGCAGAAGUACCCUCCAGUAACAGUUUGAGGAAGGGGCCAUUUUGGUGACUGUGUGUAACAGACCGUGUGAGGACUUUGUGGAACUCUGCCAGAAAACCUUACGGAGACUGCGUGAGAAACCUUAUGGGGACAUUGGGAGCUCGCCAGCUUAGAGAGAGAAUGAUAUGGACUCUGGCUCACACAGAGGACUCGUAAAACCCAAGCUGGGAUCUGUGCCAGCCACAGUGUGUUGCGUGUGUGUGUCUGUCCUACAUCCCACUGGGCACACACUGGUUGAAUCAACGAUGUUUCCACAUUAUUUCAAUUAAAUGACGUUGAACCAACGUGGAAUAGACGUUGAAUUGACUUCUGUGCCUAGUGGGAUGUGUGUGAUAUUACGUUGCCUCAGGGUAAUCAUUCUGACUGAGUCAACCUCACCCCAAGAUGGAGUAUGUGAGGACAAGAAAGGGGUACAUCUUUCUGGAUGUCCUCAUUCAAGAAAACACAAUCACAUAGAGGGGUUAUGCUACUCACCAUGGCCAACGACUCUCAGCAUACAGUGGCUUGCGAAAGUAUUCAACCCCUUGACAUUUUUCCUAUUUUGUUGCCUUACAACCUGGAAUUAAAA